AUGGUCGACAUGCCAAUCAACCCAACCCAGGAAUCUGAAUCAACCGAAGACCGUUUCGAAAAGAAACGCGAAGCUGCGGAACACCGGAGACUCAUGCUGCAACAUCUGAAAAUGAUUAAGAAAGGAAAAGGCUCAGUUAGGAUUGGAAAGCCGGAUGAUAAAGUAUUCCGGCAAUUUUUUGAAGAAGUUAAAUCGAUAAGCUCUGAUCGAACCAAAUCCGAUAGAGUGUUCGAAUCCAUGUCUCGAGCCACCGAUCGAUUCUAUGAGGAAACCGGAAUACAAAAGGAUAAUGCAACUGCAGUUUUGAGAUUUUUUGGAUUGAAUGUUGUCGAUGCGGAAGUACGCGAAAAAUCAAUCAACAAUCCAACGGUUCGGAAGAUGGCGACAGCUACAAGACGACAUGUUCAUAAUUGUGCUGAGAAGGAGCAAGUGACGUCUUUGUCCGAGUUGAGGAACGUUCUUGACAAGAUGGUUCCUGGUAGUCUCAACAAAGAGUUCUCCAAAAAGGAACAGGAAAUAUUGGAGAAUAUCAUCAAGGAUGGAGGACUAUUCGUGAAGAAAGGGCGAGGUGAUCUGGAAGGAAAAGUUGUUGGAUUCACUGAUGAAGACAUAUUAAAUAUGCCGUUGAAGGAUUUACCUGUAUCUGAAUGUCUCAGUCUGGCUCAGGAAAAGGUUGAAAAGUGGAUGGAGAAACUGAGGACUGCUCCAAAAAGAACGGAGAUUACAACACGAAAACCCGAAACCCCUGAGAAGCCGAUAGCCGUUUACGAAGAAGAGCCGGAAGCUCCAGGAUUCGAAGAAGUGACUGUUCCAGCUCAAACCAAGAAAGAGCAUACAGCUAAAAAGACCGAGGAAUCAUUCCGGAAGGCUAUGAAAGAUGCAUCUGAUAAAGGAUCAAUUCUGAUGCCAGUGCUCCAAGAAAUUGUGAGAAAACGAAGGGAAUCAGCUGAGAAGACGAAGACUUCAGAAUCAGAGCCAAAGGAAGAAGAAGUCAAAACGAAGAAGAAGAAGACGGAGAAUCUGGAAAAAGACACGACAGACUACAAGAAGAAGUUUCUGAAUGCAAGUAAACACUGUCGGGAAGCUCAGGAAGAGAUGAAGUUGGCAGUGAAUAAGGCGGAGAGAUUCGAGAAGAAAGCGAAGAGAACUGAUGAGUUGGAGAGGAAGAUGAAAGAGAUGGAGAAGGAAAUGCAGAGAAUGAAUAGAAAACUCGUCGCUCAAGCUCAACAAGCCGAGGAAAUCGAGAGGCUGAAGGCAAAGAUUUCAAAGAAGGAAACGGUGGAGAAGCAGUUGAGAGCUGAGAAGAAAGAUCUCAUCCAUAAGAAUCAAUCACUCCAAUUAGAACUCUACAAAUUGAAAGCGAGUUCUCCAAACUCAUCUGCCCCUUUGGCCAGGGUAGUACUCCAUAAUCUCGAUGAGCUCCAGAAUAUGAAGGACGAUUUUCCGAGGGAUGAACUUCUGAAUGAAAUGAGAGAAAUGGCUGAAAAAGUGCAAACGAUUUCUAAUAGCUCGGAGAACGUGAAGGUGGCAGAAUAUGAAUUGAUUCGAAUGGAGAAAACAAUAAAUAUUUAUUUGGACACUUUGGAAAUCAAUAUUCAGAAAAUUAAGAAAACCCACGACAACUCUGAGCUCUUCCCUCUCCCACGAGUCCCUUGCUUCUCUGAGAAGUUCCUGAGAAUCUACUUCGAUGAAAUUGACAAACUCCCCUCCGAUGCUCAAGGAAUUCCAGACACGGACUGUCUCAUCUGCCACGUCUUCCGGGAGUCAGAUGAGAAGACGAUCCAGUGUGCCACGUGUAAUAAGGUCUACCAUUUGGAUUGUGCUCAACAAUGGUUCAAGACGAAGAGGACGUGUCCACACUGCUGCGAAUGGUUCAAACAAACCAAGGAGUCAAUGGUUAAUAAUAAUAUUAAUAACUGUUGGAAAUUGUAA
Messenger RNA from Caenorhabditis remanei, 1932 nucleotides. RefSeq lists its product as uncharacterized. Bases 1 to 1932 code for a protein of 643 amino acids. The record is from RefSeq and is a predicted model, not a curated record. The transcript is spliced from 5 exons. Lineage: Eukaryota; Metazoa; Nematoda; Chromadorea; Rhabditida; Rhabditidae.